Molecule: messenger RNA, 1816 nt
Organism: Symsagittifera roscoffensis
Lineage: Eukaryota; Metazoa; Xenacoelomorpha; Acoela; Convolutidae
Product: protein c-Fos-like
Exons: 5
Coding region: 136-1368 (410 amino acids)
Biological process (GO): regulation of transcription by RNA polymerase II
Cellular component (GO): nucleus
Molecular function (GO): RNA polymerase II cis-regulatory region sequence-specific DNA binding; DNA-binding transcription factor activity, RNA polymerase II-specific
Source: RefSeq, a predicted model, not a curated record
GUUAAUUUUCAUAUCUCGAUUCUGGUUGGUUAAUAUAGUAUAUGUCUAAAUUUUGACGUGUCUACUUUAUGACCGGUCUACUUUUUGCUACGUAGUCAACAAACUGUUAUUUGAUUAAGUGAUCGUUAUGUGAAUAUGUCGCGACAUGAUGACGAAGACACGGAAUCAAACGUUGCUUCGGACACCGAUUGUGGGACACUUACGAGCUUCAAGUUAGAAUUGUCGAAAAAUCGAGCAAAAUAUCGUCGAAUUGAAGAAGGAUUGCUAUCGGACAAUGAGAAGGAGAAGCUGAACCAGCGGCGAGAACGGAACAAGGCAGCAGCUGCUAGGUGUCGCAACAGAAGAAGGGAAACCAUAUCUCGACUCGAAAAGGAAGCAAACGACUGGGAAGAUAAAGUACAUGAUUUGAGAUCUGAUAUCGAAAAACUGACUAAACAGCGUGAUCAACUUGAGUUUCUGUUACAAGUUCACAAUGCUACUUGCUCCUUAAUAAAUGAUCCCCUGCCCUCUCAAAGAUUAGACGAACUUUUAUCACAGUCUCUCCCGGCGCCUCCUCGAGCAGCUUCUGCAAACCACGUUCUCACACCCAGCUCUUCGUCUUUGCCUCCUCUGUCAGAGGUUGUCAAAACUGAAUCUAAAUUAGGUUUGGAGAUUCCGGUAACGAAAAACGGGCAGAUGUUAGCUUCGCACAGUUUUACUGAGAAUACUUUGAAACUGCUCAUUUUGAGCACUUCAAAUGCGACAGCUGUCAGUCGAAGUGGCGACUUAUUAGCACCCACAUCGUCGGUGACGGCACCGGCAGCUGUUAAACCUUCAUCGCUUACUCUUAACCUCAAUGGGUCCCAACCUAACGAAGAGACAUUAAAUAAAGCAACUUCGAAAGAAUCUUCAAAAGUAGGAUCACCACCCAAUUCAUCAAAUGAAACUAAUUCAGGAAAGGCUGCUACCAAAAACUUUACAUUGCCUCUGAUCGUGACACCAGUCACACCACAAGCUGACUAUAAUGGAGGCACGGCAGAUACCCCAUUGCUGGCGACUAACUUUCUCCUCGACAGUGUUCCCAAGUUCACGCCCAACACGCCCCUAUUCUGUGCCUCAGUGAGUAGCAGUGGACUACUAGGAACUAUGGCCAACACUACUUCCUCAUCUCAAAUGAGUCUGAGCCAGUUGAAAAACCAGCUCUCAACCGGAGGAUGGACUCCUGUUUUCACCACCUCAAAUGGACUUGCCGCUCCAGUGACUUUCGCCACCUGUACAGACUCCUUGUUCACGCCCGUGCUCGACGUCAAGAAUGAACCCUUCUCGCCUCCAUUGAGUUCAACCAGCACAGAGGCGAAUAGCAUCGCAACUACUGUUUCUGCCGAUUGAAGUCAACUUUUAAUAAGUUGAUGCUUGCUGUCUUCGCACAUUGUAUUGCUUAGUCUGUUCUAUUGUAUAAUCAUUUCGCAGUGUGCUUGAAAUAAGCACAGGCGCAGUGCUUUUGUCUGUGAUUGUUCAGAGCAUCAGUUGGUUCCGAUCAUCAGAUAGUUCCGAGCGUUGGUUUUUGUUGUAGUUCCGAGUACUAAAUAAUUACCACAUAAAAAUAGCCCUUAUGCGAAGCGAAGAAAAUGGUGCUAGAAGAAAAGAGAAGGUAAAUACGUUUAUAACCCACAGCUUGAUAGAAUCAUGGUAAAGUUUUAAUCUAUACGUAAAAUGCUUCCUAGUUUUAUAAAUCCCUGGGUUGACAAGCAAUGCUUAUACUAUUCCAUACCAUUGAAAAAAUGCUUGUCAUAUUCUUCCAGACUGGAAAAAUUACAUGAAAAUGUCAUAAAGUUUC